Molecule: messenger RNA, 8136 nt
Organism: Amoebophrya sp. A25
Lineage: Eukaryota; Dinophyceae; Syndiniales; Amoebophryaceae
Source: the annotation of a GenBank genome assembly
GUACUACCAGCGCCAGAAGUUGCGGCACUCUACAACAAAAAGAACGGUGAAGAACUUUGUACCUAUUCUGAAGUGUCGUGUACAGUGCUGAGUAAAAAAACCACGGCAGCUUCUGUAAGGAAUAGAUGUACAGUUUUGCAACAGCAACACUGACGCAAGCUGGCCGCUGCACAUCAUCUCAAUAGCGACGUACUAAACAGCCAACCGCGGCUCAUUCAGCAUCAUGGAGGGCGUUGACAUAAGCUCGCCCGCUGAGCGACUCAGUUGCGGCCGCAGCUUCAUCACCUGGCAUGAGGAUGAUAAGCUUCGUGAAUGCUGGCAGCGUAUAGUGAGUCGGUCUCGUGCAUCACCAACGACUCCUGCAGCGUAUAGAAAAGCGUCAAGCAGUCCGUCCUCGGAUAUAGUGCGUAUGACAACUGGGAAAAUUAAAACUUAAACCACUCAAAAAUAUUUACUAAUUCCAUCAUAUUUCCUGAUAUUCUAAGGUCUACAUGCAUAUUUGCCAUUACUCAUGUUCAGCUUCGAGCUAAGGCCAGGGUAGAGUGCAUGAAUGAGUGAAAAAAUGUUCAUGGGUUGAUAAUCAGUUUAUCGGAAAAGUAGAAGCUGGACGAGGGCAAGGUAAGAUAUUUCCAUUUUUUGAUUCCAGCGCAGUUGUCCUAAGGGAGCAAAUAAUGAUCUCUAUGAUUUAUUUUUAACCGAGGCAUAAUUCUUCAUCCUUUCGGAAACAGCCUAGUCCAUACUAGGCCCGGCUUAUUUUUUCGGAAUCAUCUAAGAUCAGAAGAACCAGGAAAAGCGUGAAGCUGCAAGGGGAUGAGGAGGAAACGCCGGAAGGGGUGCGUGGUCUAAGAAGUGUAUCCCGGUCUAUGACUUUGAAACUUGACGCAGAAGAGGAAGACCUAGCCAGCGACGAGGAGUUGGAACUAGAUCAAAAAACUUUUGAAGUAUGGCGCAUUAAGCUUUUUUUCGACUGCAUCUUUAUUUUCUUUCUACCCACUUUCUCACUGGUUCCCUUGUGUUGUCACUGGUGUGGCCUCUUUGUCACUGGUAGUUCUUGCCUGCUGUGUCUUUUUUCUUUCUACCCACUUUGUCACUGCUUCUUCGUCACUGGCUACCCUGUGUCUUCUCUCAUUCUCAUUCAGCUCUAAUCUCGUUCACGCUGCAAAAUAGCGACCUAGCAUUGCAUCCUGAGGAAGUUAGCCGGAUUUGGCAUGUCCUUGUUGGCAGCGUGGAGCAGAAGCCGUUGGAACCAAAGCCCUUGAAAGAAAGAGCGGCAAGCGAUGCGAGCCGUGGAAGUAAUUCCCCACCUCAGCCUUAUGCUUACCAUUUUUGUUUUAGGCUUUCAAUACAUUGCCAUGUUUUAAAUAGUAAAUAUACAAUACAUUGCCAUACAUUCAUGUAGCUAUAAUAGAUAUACAAUAAUAAAUAUACAAUACCUCUAGAGAUCUAGCCCUUUCAACAACAAAAUAAAUUGCCAUACAUUCAUGUAGCUGGGUUAGAGCAGUGCUUUCUGAUGAUGCUAGUCGAUUCGGAUGGGGCCUACGAUUUCCCUGCGUCGCUUUUGGGUUCUACGAAUUUCUCCCAUCCUCUCUCAUAGGCUUUCUACGUCUCUAACACAACAACCCACAACAUCCUGCGCCCAUGCCGACUCUUUCGAAGUACCUAGGCAACGAUUUUCAAGAUGUAGCUAGCAUGUUCGGCGACGACCAAACGGGAAGAACCGGCGUUGAUUCCCGUGCCCUAACUGGCCUCAGCUCAUCUGCUGUUAUGGGACUCAUGUGAUUUCGUUUGUUGAGAAGAUACAAAGUGCUUUGGUAUUCCCCGGCCCAUCUCAUGACUUUGUAAUAACGAAAUUUGUGUGGUAGUGGUCUAUUGUGUAUGCCUUUCUUUAGAAAGACUCAUGUUGUAAUCAUUUUUUCUCGAAAGUGAGUGGUCAAUACCGAUAGGCGUCGUCGUUCAUGACGCCUUUGAAUUUGAAUGAUCUCGUACUUUUGCAACAAGAGGUUGUUGCUUUUCUGGAGUACUGAAAAACUUCUUAGGAAAAUUUCUAAGAAAUGUGGGGAUUCAAUCGGCCUCCGCGAUUUUCUUGUUGAGGAAGACGAUGCCAGCAGCGACGGCACCAGAAGGAGUCACGGCAUGCGAUUUGUUUCGUCCUCAGGCGUCACUACAGGUCAAAGGCAAGGUGCACAUCCUAGUGUCUCUUCUACGUCUGCUUCACCAAAACAAAAUACAACAAUGCCAUCAUAUCAAACAAGUCUAUGUGAUGGAACUACAACCACUACUAUGCCUGAUACUAUGACAACACCCGAUAUUGAAACGAGUGGUCCCCCUUCACCAGUAGGAAUACAACGGGAACAUGACGAGGAGGAGGAGCUUGUUAGAACAACUCCGUCUCCAGGGUCACAGCCUCGCGAAGUCACAACGAUCAAGCGAAACGGCAGUACAGCUAGUACUAGCAGGAGUCUGAAUAUUAUGAACAGGAUUUUUGCUGCGUUUCAGUAUGACAUUUGAUCAAGAUCACGACAUGGGGGUCGUGUGUUUUGCCCUGAAAUGGUAAUGGUGUGGGCUCGUAGAAUAAGGCGCGCCUAGACACGACUGGGACACAAAAUUACAGCACUUUGACAAAUGGUUCCGUAUGAAUGAAUAGAGUCGAAUUUUGCUAAAACAAAAAAGAGCGUUUCUAACUUUCGACAAGACUCCGCAGUCUCGCAUGCGCCACCGACAGCAGUGACGUUUUGUAGAUUUAGGCAAGCAGCUCUGCGCGCUCAGUUUCUUAGAAAUGUCUUGGAGAGCAUGGCGAGAGGGCCAACACUAGUCACGUCGUUUGCAGUGCCUGAAGGUGGGUUACUUUUUUGUUCUGAAAUGUUUUUGACUUCUAGCUCAACAAUUCUUGCUUUCAUCUACGCAGCUUCUCUCAAUAACUACGAGAUAACUACGUAGAAUCAUCUUGUUCUCAAUUGAAACGCAGUCUAUCGGCAACUCCAAUUAUGAGUUUCUCUUUACUUCUUCUUCCCCUCUCCACCAGAUUACGAUUACAGUCGAUCAACGGAAGAAAACUAUGCUUUAGAGCCGCCCUCUGUAGAAGCCUCCUCUCCAGGGAGCAAUGUUUUCUUCGGAGGACCUUGGGAUGAUAUACGGCGGAAAAUGGAUUACUCCUAUCACGCCCACUACUCCGAACUCCGACAACAAUGGCAAGACCGCGUGGUCGCCUCCACUAUCCGUAAGUCAGAGCCGAUUCACAGACCAUGGUUGAUUUACUCUUAUGAAAGAGUUUUCGCUUAAUAUACUUAGUUGUUUUCGCUUUAAGUAGAAAAAAAAAUGUAGUAAUUUUCCACCAGAUCGGUACGAGGAGAGAAAUUAGAUUCUCGAAAAUUGCCUCGUAGUAGUUCUUACCUUUAAAUCUGCCAUGUCCACCUGAAGGAAACGAUACGACCUUCAUCUAAUUUACUGGCGGAGCAAUGGGUGCUGGGAAAGGAUACGUAAUGCGGUGGCUUAGUGCCACAGGCUACGUUCCGAUGGAACAGUGCGUGAGGAUAGAUCCUGACCUCUUUAAAACGCUGAUGCCUGAGUUCGACCACUACAUAGAAAGAGGAUUCGCGAAUGAGGCAGGUAUUCCCUUGCUUCAUCCUCGACAACUUAUGGCUUUUAAGAUGGUUCGUUCCUAGUUGUAUUAGAUUAAAUAAAACAACCGGUUCGUUUUUACCUCUAGCGUGUAGCCCCUUCAAACAAUAUAAGAUUGCAUAACUAAUAUUAAAGACAAUUUAUUACCACUUGCCCCCCCUAACAGGUACCAUGUGCCACAAGGAGUCUGGCGCACUGCAGGAGUUAUGUCUAGAAGCGGCUUUGCGCCGGUCGCAGAAUGUAUGGGUAGAUGGUUCUUUACGCAAUGCCGAUUGGGUUGUGUCGCAGGUUCAGGAUAUCCGCAAAAGGUUUCCACACUAUCGAAUAGCCGUCGUGUUUGUCUACGCACCUGAAGAAGUCGUGAGGAGGAGGUACAAGCUGUUCUUUUCUGCUAGAUGGAGUAUCUAUAGCUUUAUUUUGUUGCACCUCCUCGUUCUGGAGAGAGAAUUUUUGGGAUUAUCAAAUUCGUUGUGAAGACUCAUUUGCAAACGUCGUUUGGAAGAUGACUCUGCAACUAACUCUAGACUUUGCAUUCGACGUAACAAACUCUAAGCCCUGCAACCAAAAAAUCAGGGUGAAAGCGCGUGGCGAGAAGACAGGGCGUUUUGUGCCAGAGAAGGAGCUGGCGGAAAGCUUGCAAGGUAGUGCGCAAUCCGUAGAUAAGCUAGUUCCACAUGUAGACGUUGUAGCGAGAGUCCGCAACGAAGACUUCCCUAUGCUCGAAUCUCUCGAGAGAGUCGAUUACUCAGGCGACUUUUCAAGAAUGGGCACGUUGUUUGCUCCCGCUCUCGCAGUGAGCAUAGACGAGUAUGAUCCGGACUGGUUGCAUAGGUUUCCCUUUCGACUUCCAGACCUCAGGUUUAGUAUCCUAAUGCGCAACGUGCGUCUCGUGAGCACAGAUCUGCAAACAUUGGCGGGAGGGUCGGAUCCAGCAUUGGUAAAAGAAGUAUGCGAUAUUUAUGGCAAGGGCAUUUUUGAUUUUGACGCUUGAAUGGAGUCAGUACUCGUAGCAACAAGAACAACUAUGCAAAAUUGUGAAGAUUAAUGAAUCCGUAAAAAACCAACGUUUCCUGACUUCUACCGAUCACAUCUGCAAAGAUGUCGGGGGAAAAGAAAGGAAGAAUAGAAAAAGAAAGAAGGACCACCUGCGAAUUCAAAACUUUUCAAUACCCCACGAAUGGGUACACCACUACUACUAUUUUUUUCUACCUUUCCCUUUCAUACGUUGGGGCGUUGUCACCACCUAUGCGUCCGUUUGAACGGUCGGGCUUUCGUAGUUAGUCCAGUAGGUAUUGACUACUUAGUAGAGGACGACUUAGCAGCUGAGGAGGCUGGCGGCCCAGGAGAUCGAGAUGCGCGACUCCCAUCUCCCUCUCGACUUGCAAGUACUACCAGGAAUAGACCGCCUUUGCUUAUGGAGUUUGGUUAUAAUCUCACUCCCUCAUGAUACAUAAUCUCAUUAAUAUUUUCCAAUUGGUGUUUCGCUUUGUUUGGGGAAAAGCCUUAAAAGGACCUCUAUAUUACAAGACCAUCAAAUAGAAAACUACCCCUUUUUCGUAAUAUUUCGAUUCACCAGCACCUUCUUCUAAUGUUGGCGCCUUUGUCGUCUCGGCAAGUAUUCUGUCUGCAGCGUCGCGUGCCACUAUACCCGGUGCUCCUGGAGCUGCGCCAGAUUCUAGGACGGCUCUUACAGCAGGAGGACGACAAGAUACUCCUGCAAAUGCAUCUACAUCUUCAAGACUAGACGGCCAUCACCAUCAAUUUCCGAGUCUGGCCACUAGGCGGAGACACUUGCAUCAAGCGCGCUACUGGCGGGCGAAAACUACAGCAGAAUCGCCGAAGAAAGGCAGUUCAGCCACCGCUCCCGACGUAGAAGCCAACGGAGGUAGUCCUCUUUUUGGAAAUUAUGGCACUAUUUGAUUUUUGAUGUUGUCCAAAUCAGUCUGUCUCGAAAAUUGCAAGUCAAGCUUUCGAGCUAUCUAUGUACGAGGAGAUCGAUGGCAAGAAUGCUUUUGGCCUAAAGGUAAAUCUCAAUCUCUUGCCCAUCAACAUCUAAGACUAAAAAGACGACAAGAGCAAAAGCGGAACAGCGGUUACGCAGAAUCCAGACGUAGACGGAACAGCGGUUAAGCGAGAUGCAGAUGAGGAUCGUCUCCCGGAUAGGAUUUCUAAUCCCAAAAAAAAUUUCUCGCUCGACGAUGAUAAUCCUGCACAAAGAGCGGUGUUCGAGGACCGGAAUAUACCUUUGUGUGGUUUUCUUCACUUUCGCCCAAAUCGUCCAAAGGUGGCAAGAACCUUGUUGUUUCCCUUCGAGGAGGACUCUCCAGUCGGGGAUCCGCCUUAUAUUUUAGAGCCAGACUUCUACGGCUAUCUUCAAGCAGGAAAGGAGCAAGGGAUCGACCGACGCCAUGACUUCUUGGAGCAAGCUCCGAAUGGAGCAGGAGAAGGAGGUUUGAACGCUCAUGUCACGUCGGCGAUGAAUUUGAAUGGUCAAGUUGCCAUCGGACGAAGCAAUAGCAGAACUCUUUCCGGUAAUAUCAAAACAUCAUCCACUACUUCUGCAAGCUCUACGCCAUUGUCACCGAAGAGUAGAACAAAUAGAGGUGCACUACAAGCAGGGACACUGUUGCAGCAGGCGCAACAAUUAUUAUGAACGUUUGAUGUGCAUGCGCUCCGUGAAAUAGAUUCAUCUCCUUUGUGAAUUCAAAAUUGACCAUCCACAUCCUCGUCGAAGGAACUGCAUCAGCUUGACAUCAGGAAUCCGUUUUCCUUACUGAUCUCCCAGACCGCACCAACGAUGCCAUGGAUUUUCCUCCUCCUCCUCCUCCUCCUCAUCUAAUUACAGGCUUAAGCAGCGAAUUCAUCCCCGUGUUGUCUUUUGGGCGUAGUGAACUGCUGUCCCCCAACAGCGUUCCCGCGCACCGCACCCUUCUGCAUAGCCUUGAACAGAGUGGACGACUUUUGCGCGGAAGCAGAUUACACCAUCUCUUUUUUCCGAGUGGCUUGGUUGCAUUACGGUUGAUUCAUUUGGGAUUUGUUCUCCCUAGACUUUUUGAAGAAGAACACGGGAAAAGAGAUGCAUUCCUAUCAAUCUGGGUGGAAAUGAGAACGGAUCGAUUAGUACCAGGAACUCGUAAGUGGUAGAGACUAAACAGUCAGAAACGCAGUUUCUUGAUGAUCAGCAUGUUUUCAUCUGUGUCCCCCUCUCUAAGACAAAGUAGUGCUCCAAGUGCGGAGUUAGACUACGACGGACGGGGACAGGUGGGGGGAAACUUAUGGCCUUUGAUAGUACAAUACCAGCUUGAUGUCGUUAGAGCACAGGUUGCCUUUUUUCUCUCCGAUGUCGUUAAAGCACAGGUUGCUUCUCCUAGGAGAGAAAAAGAGUCCAAAGAUAUGUCUAAUGCAACUUGUAGUAUUUCCUUUUUUAGCAUUAUCCGUGACCUUGCUCUAAGAAUUAUUUACCUUGGUCCAGCACAACAAGAAACAACUGCCUCACGCCGGGUGACGUCGAAAGCAAGAGACGCUUUACUGCCGGUCGCUAUGACGUGGCUUUUACCAGGAGAACAUUUUGGCCAAGACGCUGGAGGUCACGCCACUGGGCAGAAUGGUUAUGAUUGAAGACUUAGAAGAGGUUGUCAUGCUGGUCUACAUGCUGUUCUACUUGUAGUAGUAGAUCCCUUGUAGAUGGUUAUGUUGAAGAAGGGGAAACAUCCCUCCCUCAAUGCUUCUUUCAUAGCCGCGGUUUCCUCGUUAUCUUUUCCGAUGCGCAUCGUGGGCAGUUGCGCUGUUUUUUUCCGCUUCUGGUCUGAGCGCGCUAUCGGCGACUUGCGGUUUCUUUCAAGCGUCGAUACGAACAAGUUCAAGGCAGCUGAUAGAUACGGUUUUCUUGUGACAGCUGCAAGAAGAUAUUUCUUUGCAUGAUAUAAUGAAAGCAUAGAUUAAGGAUUUCCGAAUUGCAUUCCUCACUACCAUCCCCGACUCUUUUCCUAGUAGAAGAGAGGCCAGGGAUGUUCUGAAGAAUGUAAUUCCGUAACCUCUAAGACGAGCCAUCUUUUCUCGUGAUUUUUUCUUCGGCUCGACCUUGGUGUCUAGAAUACUUUUACUUUUCCGGAUAUUUCAGUUUUUAGGCUGACUCGGCAGCUCAUUGUGUUUGAGAUUAUAGUAGCAGUCUUAUUUUCCCAUUUCCAUUCAUGUUGUCUCUCUAGUGUGUCCGUUUAAUUUAACCAUCGUUUUGAAAAAACCACUAAGAAUAGGUUUUUUUCUAAGAAAACGUCCCAAAAGUCUCUUAAGUAAGCACAUGAUCAGAUUUUCAACCCGGCUUAAUGAGGCCUAAGAAGAUCCAAAGCCCCGUAUUGAAUAGGUGAACCUCGUCGUUUUUAACUUCCUCUCUGACUCGUGUGAUGAACUCUUUUUUAACACAGGCACACAACUUAAGGUUGGUUUUCCUCUUUUCCUCUCAUAUUAGACCUCUCAUGAGUCAACAUCGUGGUGCUCACUGAUAUUGCACCUCGUCGUGGC